Hevea brasiliensis (rubber tree) is the source of this 6109-nucleotide messenger RNA. Its product is annotated as KH domain-containing protein At4g18375. The transcript is spliced from 8 exons. Bases 138 to 2015 code for a protein of 625 amino acids. Gene Ontology annotation, cellular component: cytoplasm; nucleus. Gene Ontology annotation, biological process: regulation of gene expression. NCBI's taxonomy places the organism in Eukaryota, Viridiplantae, Streptophyta, Magnoliopsida, Malpighiales, Euphorbiaceae. Gene Ontology annotation, molecular function: mRNA binding. The record is from RefSeq and is a predicted model, not a curated record.
ACUAUGAACAGAGGCUGCGUAUUUAAACCAUCUCUUACUCGAAGGCCUUAGCCCUCUCUCUCUCUCUCUCUCUCUCUCUCUCUCUCGCUUAGGGUUUUUCUUUCAUCGUCUUUCUCCGGCAAUUGAUAUUUGGAAAAAUGGGUGAGAGUGGGAAGCGAUCUCGUUCCCAAAGAGAUCACGAUGGGGAUGGUAGGAAUCAGAAAAGAAGGGUAAAUGACAAGGAUGAAAGGGUUAAUGAUGAACUGGUUGUUUAUAGAAUCCUGUGCCCAGAUGAGGUUAUAGGAAGUGUUAUCGGCAAAAAUGGAAAGGUCAUAAACUCAAUUAGGCAAGAGACAAGGGCAAAGGUUAAGGUGGUGGAUCCAUUUCCCGGUGCCAAGGAUAGGGUCAUAACAAUCUAUUGCUAUGUCAAGAAGAAGGAGGAUGUUGAGGUUGAUGAUGAGUUCAAUGACCAUGACCCGUUUUGUCCUGCUCAGGAUGCUCUUCUUAGAGUUCAUGCGGCAAUUUCAAAUGCAGUUGCCUCUGUUGUUGAUUCUGACAAGAAACGGAAGGAUAAGGAGGAAUGCCAAAUUCUUGUCCCAUCUAGCCAGUCUGCAAAUAUCAUUGGUAAGGCUGGGAUGACCAUAAAGAAAUUGAGAAGUAAGACAAGGACAAAUAUCAAAGUUACUGCUAAGGAUGCCUCAGACCCAACUCAGUCAUGUGCUAUGGACUUUGACAACUUUAUUCUGAUAAGUGGUGAAUCAGAAGCUGUGAAGAAAGCAUUAUUUGCUGUUUCUGCAAUUAUGUAUAAAUUCAAUCCUAAAGAAGAAAUUCCUCUUGAGACAACUGUACCUGAAGCUCCUCCGAGCAUUAUCAUACCAUCAGAUGUCUCUAUUUAUCCACCAGGUGGAUUAUAUCCAAAUACAGAUCCAGUUGUCCCUUCUAGAUCUGUUCCACCAAUCCUAGGCUCCACACAUGUGCCUGAACUUCAGGGUUACGGGGAUACAGGGAGUUCAUGGCCUGUAUAUUCAUCCACCCUCCCUGUUGUUCCUAGUUUUGGCAGUGCCUCUCGCUCUGAGGAGUUAAUCAUACGAGUUUUGUGCCCUUUUGACAAGAUUGGUCGUGUAAUUGGCAAGGGAGGGGGUACUAUUAAAAGCAUAAGGCAGGCUAGUGGGGCUCGUGUCGAGGUUGAUGAUACCAAGGCUGACCGUGAUGAGUGUAUUAUUACAGUGACUGCAACAGAGUCGCCUGAUGAUUUGAAGUCCAUGGCUGUUGAAGCUGUUUUAUUGCUCCAAGGGAAGAUUAAUGAUGAAGAUGAUGAUACUGUUAGCAUUCGUCUCCUUGUUCCAUCUAAAGUUAUUGGGUGUAUUAUUGGGAAAAGUGGUUCAAUUGUAAAUGAAAUUCGGAAGAGAACCAAAGCUGAUGUGCGCAUAUCAAAAGGCGAGAAACCUAAGUGUGCUGAUUCCAAUGAUGAACUUGUUGAGGUUUUGGGAGAAGUUGGUAGUGUGAGAGAUGCACUUGUCCAGAUUGUUUUGAGGCUUAGAGAUGAUGUAUUGAAAGAAAAAGAUGGUAGUCAUAAUCCUUCAGUUGGCGCUGAUUCUUUAUAUUCAGGUGGCUCUGGUAUUCCAGUACCAUCUCUCUUACCUUCUGUUCCACCAGUUGCUCCAUUGGCGUAUGAUCAGAGGGCUGAAAGUGGAAGUGGCUUGGGCCUACUUUCAUCAAACAGCCUCUAUGGAUACGGAUCUCUGUCGAUGGGAGAAAAUGGCUAUGGUUCUAUGUCAUCAUAUUCAUCAUCUAAGCUCUAUGGAGGGUUGCCUCCACCCUCAACCUUAGAUAUGUUGGUGCCUGCUAAUGCUGUUGGAAAAGUUAUGGGUAAAGGAGGGGCAAAUAUAGCCAACAUUCGAAAGAUAUCAGGAGCAAUGAUAGAGAUCUCUGAUGCCAAGUCUGCCAGGGGUGAUCGUAUUGCUCAUAUAUCUGGCACACCAGAGCAGAAGCGUGCAGCAGAAAACUUGAUCCAAGCAUUUAUAAUGGCAACUUAAGUUUUGAGAAUACUUCUUGGUAUUUGAAGGUGAAUAGUUAAAACCUUGGAAUUUUCUUCAUCAAAAGUCAUCCUUAGCUUCUUUAGGUUCAAUCUGGAGUGCUUCAUUUUCUAGGCUUCUACAACUGGAUCCUCCUGUUUCUCACAUAACGCUGCUGAUCAAGAUCAUGUGGGAGAUUCACUGCUGGUUUAUAUUCAUGGCCAUAGGUUUCUGCCAUUGUAGCUUGAUCUAUUCCUCAAUCUGCGGAUCCUAGAACUUUUUAGGUUCUUUCAUUCCCUUCGUUUUGUUUUAUCUAGUCUGGUCAUGUAGGGCCCACCUUAUUACCAUUACUGUUUGUUCUCGGAUUUUAUAAUCACACCAGAAAGUGUUUCCAGUGACCAUGUUGCCUAACUCUUAAUGAAUGUGUGUUGUUUUUUGGGCCAUACAAUCUCUUUCACUCUACUUAUUAGAUCUCUCUCAGUGAUUCAAGAUGCUGUGCGGUUGAUGUUGAAUCUCUACUUUAUGUUUUCCUGGGUUUUGCUUUUCUAAUACAGCUUACAAAAGGCAAUCACUUCCUCUUAUAAUAAAGUAGAGAUGGCUCUCUGGAGCUCAGGCUUUCUUCAUUCUGCUAUUAGUUCAGAAUCUUGAUUCUUUUGACUGAUUUAUGAAGAGAACAUUGCAGAGAUUAAAUCGUUAAAUUGCUAUGCACAAUUUAGUUUCUCAGUAUCUUUCGAUGCUUGCCUCAAUAUAUGUGUUGCUGAACUACACAUGUUAUGUAAAUUCAGCACAUGCUCUGUCAAAAUCUGUGUGUACAGUUUUUGACGCAUUUAAUAUCCUUGUAUAAUACCCCAAAUAUCAUUUCCAUUUUGGCAAAACGCAUAUUUAAACCAUUGAACUUUACUUCAGUGUUAAUAUUAAGCCCCUAUAUUUUGUGUUCUACAUUUUAAGUCCUUGAACUUUUAAAUUUGUUGACAUUAUACCCCUUUUUAAUUGAGAGCCAACAGAAAUCUAACACAGCAAACGGUAAACCCUUUAACACUCUUCUCUCCCAAAUGUGUUCUGUUAUCUCUAAUCUCUGUUCUCCAAAUUCAACCAUCAAUGCAUUUAAAACCCUUACAAACUCACAACCAAAUUCCAAACAAAAAGAAUAAAUACCCAAAUCUAAUAUCGAAAUCACCCAAAUGUGCUUCCCGCAAAUCUGCUUGACCUUUUGUUUGUUAUCUCACAAAAAAAUACUUACCAUUCUUAUGGGACAUCAAAACUGAAAACACCAAAAUGAUUGUGUCCUUCUAUAAUGCAAGCAUAGAAGAAGAAAUAUGGAUUCAAAAUCAUUUGAUGGAUUCUUUUAUCCCUUUCCUUUAUGUAUAAAUUAGUGGAAAGCUAAAUUUCUAAGAGAAAAUGGGUACUUAAAUGGGAAAAAAGAAAAUUACAUUGCAAAUGUGAUAAAUUUCUCUCUUUUUUAUUGAUUCGAUUGAUUUCUCUCACAAAUUUGAAAUGAAUUUCAAUUCUUAUUGAUUUCUCUCUCUCUCUCUCUCUCUCUCUCUUUGAAGCUCUGCAAUUUUGUGUGUGUCUCUCUCUUUAGGGUUUGGAAAUGGAAGAGAGAGUAACAGAAUGAGGUUGGAAGGUAAAAGAAAACAGAAUAACAACAGCAAAUGAACCCUUAUUUCUCCUUCCAAUUACGAAUGUGCCAUUUAUCUUUUUUUUUUUUUAAUAAAAUUACAUGUCUUUUUUUUCCCUUCUCUCUUCGAAUCAGAUUAUUUUUUCCCUUCAACUCGUCACACACUGCAAAUGAACUACAUGCGUAUUCGGACAGUUAAAAAAGGGCAUAAUAUCAACAAAUUUACAAGUUUAAGAGUUUAAAAUACAGAACGCAAAAUAUAGGAGCUAUAUGUUAAUAUGAAGUGAAGUUCAGGCAGUUAAACAUGCGUUUUGCCUUUCAUUUUCAAAAAAAUUUUUAGUGUCCCACCAAAUACAAAUUGCAUGAACAUACUUCUUUACUGUUGGGUUUGAACUGCUAUCGGUAUUGAUAUUCACAACUUCACGUCGUCAUCUUUGGUAAUUGCAUCUCAGUUUGAUACAUCUUAAACUCAGUUGAGCUUUGAUAUUAGUGAUAACUAGAGCUUUUUCUUUUUGAGCUUAACUUUUUGGAGCCAUAUUGAAUAGGGAAAAUUAUUGUUUACUCUUUUUAUUUUAACAAAAUUAACUACUUAGUCCCUCUAUUUUGAAAAAUACAUUAUUUAAUCUCUCUAUUUUUUAAUCCGUGGACUGUUUAGUCUCUCCCAUUAUUUUAAAGCAAAAUUUUUUCCCAACUCAAAUAUUCAGUCCCUGUGAUUUGAAUAAUACAACUAUGUAGUCCCUGUAAUUUCAAAUCCAUAACUAUUCAGUCUCUGUCUACAACUAUUCUCUCUUCUUUGAGUAAUUUUACUAAGAAAAAAGUUAACCAUAGGUACUAAACAGUUUACGAACAAAAAAUAGAGGUAAUAAAUAGUGCAUUUUUCAAAUUACAGGAACUAAGUAGUUAGUUUUAUUAAAAUGUAAGGACUAAAUAGUAAUUUUCCAUAUUGAAUAAUAGCAUGCCUGCAAAACUUUCAAAGUUUAACAUUCAACCUUAGUAUUUUAAGUUACUUGUAGCUAUAUUUCCUCCUUGGCUCCCUCCACAUUUUCUAUUCCCCUUCUAAUUUUUUUGAAUUUCUGUGGCUCUUUUAGUCAAUUGUCAUCUUAAUGUCUCAUUGGGGUUCCCAUCAAAUCUAAUUACAUGAUCCAUCUGUAGGAACUUGAGUUCAAAAGAACAUUUCAUAUCUUGCAUUAUUUUCAAUGCAUUGCUUAUUUUGUUGAUAAAAAGCUCUUCCAUUAAAGUAUAAUUGGUUUCUGUUUAUGGCAAUUCUUCUUUCUAGCAAAUGUUUGUUGUGUCAUUAAAUACUUCAUUUGUAUAACACAAUUAGAUGUCAUCAAACUGGGGUUGCUCUUUUUUUUUUUCUUUUUUUUUUCAGCCGCAGUUGCUUUCAUUUUCCUAUAUUUCAUUGGCAGCUGCUAUUUAGUGUCAAUACCACAAUGACACCUGGUUCUUGCUUUUUCUGUGGUCUGUGAGACCCAAAUUGAAUAGGCAAAAAAGUUCUUGCUGUAACUGCAACUCUCCUUAUAUGCAAGUGGAUUACUUGCCUGGGCCAACCUGGGAUUUCAAUGUGAUCCCAAGCAAUUUAGCUUUGAAUCAAUAAACUAUAGGUCUAAUGAUCAUGUUCAUUUCUUAUCAGGUUUUGCACAAUUUUAUCAAACAUUGAUACGUUAUGCAGUUUUGUCCAAAUGAUCCACCCUUCCCGUGCACUUUUCCUUUUCUACACUUCACAAUCAACCGAUCUUAUUCUAGUUCUUUCACAUUGAAAAUCUGUAGGUGAAGCAGAAAUUUCUGUGCAGCACUUCCACUCAGGAUUUCAUGUUUCUUAUUUUUAAUUAAAUAUUUCACACAGCAGAACUCUUCUGAGCUUCAAAAAAAGUAAUCCAAACGCACCAGUUUUUGAACUUCAUGUAGUUCUAAAGAUUGAUAGGUGGUGUCCCAUUUUGGUUGAAAGUUCUUGUUGUGGUGUUUGCGAUGGUUAUGAUGAGUCGGUCUGUGCUAGUGUUGACCUGGAAAGUUACAGUUAUUGCUUCUUUUAAAUAAACACCUUUUUAGUGCAAGUGAGUUCCUUGGUUAUCAUCUUAGGAUUGUGCUUGUUGGUCUUCUCUGAUAAGAAGAUUUCCCACCUUUCCCUUAGAUCCGUUGACUUGCAAAAAUUCUUUUAUCUUCUACCUGCCUUUUAAUUGCAAUGUAAAAUGGUGUUUCUUGAUCAAAUCAUGUUAAUAUUUGGUGGAUAAUGGGGUAUUGGUAUGCUGAUUCUGUUGCCUUGGAGGUCCAUUAGAUACUGUAGUAGUUUUGAUGAGAAGAGGGAGAAAUUAUUUGUUCUGGAGGUUGUUGCAUGGAAGUAGUUUUGUAUUCUUGAUCAUUGCAUUGAGAUCGUUAUGUAUUUCUUAGUUGAUAUGAACAGUUGUGUAAGCUUUUGUAAAAGACCUAUGGCGAUAAGUAUAGAACUUGCUUAAUACUUGGUUAGUGGUUUACAAAGUUAAAGAACUCGGUUUUGUCA